AUGGACUAUAUGGAAGAGUUCCCCAGAGCAGCAACAGCAAUCAUAGAAUAUCACUACGUUGAUGACUAUUUCGAUAGUUUCGCAACGGUAGAAGAAGCUAUCGAAGUAGCGAAGCAGGUGAAGCACAUUCAUGAAAAAGGGGGCUUUGAGAUUCGUAACUUCCUGUCUAAUUCUGGUCAGGUACUUUCCGCAGUCGAAGAUACGUCGCAGGACGAGUCGAAAGAACUCAUCAUCGUAAGAGUAGAAAAAACAGAAUCCGUGCUGGGAAUGCGAUGGAAUCCGCUCGCAGACGUUUUCUCAUACGCACUGUCACUCAAAGUGGAGGUUGUGAAGACUGGUUCCACCGUCGCUCCCGUCACGUCCACCGUGAAACCGUCGUGA
This is a messenger RNA of Wyeomyia smithii (pitcher-plant mosquito), 381 nucleotides long. RefSeq lists its product as uncharacterized. The transcript has 2 exons. Lineage: Eukaryota; Metazoa; Arthropoda; Insecta; Diptera; Culicidae. The record is from RefSeq and is a predicted model, not a curated record. The coding region runs from base 1 to 381 and encodes 126 amino acids.